This is a messenger RNA of Zymoseptoria tritici IPO323, 4425 nucleotides long. RefSeq lists its product as uncharacterized. The record is from RefSeq and is a predicted model, not a curated record. Bases 1 to 4425 code for a protein of 1474 amino acids. Gene Ontology annotation, molecular function: phosphatidylcholine lysophospholipase A1 activity. Gene Ontology annotation, cellular component: endoplasmic reticulum. The transcript has a single exon. NCBI's taxonomy places the organism in Eukaryota, Fungi, Ascomycota, Dothideomycetes, Mycosphaerellales, Mycosphaerellaceae. Gene Ontology annotation, biological process: lipid metabolic process.
AUGCUGGGAGGUCUUCUCUUGGGUGUCUUCACAAUCGUACCUUCAUUUCUGUUCUGGCUGAUCGGGUUCCUUACCUUGACUGUGCCAGGAUGGCUCUUCUCUUUCUUCUCUACGAGCCUGACAUUCACGAUGAAUAUGACGACUCUGCUAUUGCUCCUCUUGGUCAUGGCCUCGACUGUGAGCUGGUUCGUGAGAUACAGAUUUCUGAACAUGUACUCUCGACUUCCACCAGAGCCGCAAAGGAAGGAACCGCAAGUUGAGGUCUUCCCGGACUCACAGGAGACUGAUUCGAAACCAGGACUGGCCAACUACUUCGAUGAGUUUCUCAGCGCCAUCAAAGUCUUCGGAUACCUGGAGCGACCGGUGUUCCACGAAUUGACACGGACCAUGCAGACAAAGAAGCUGAUUGCGGGCGAAACGUUGCUAUUGGAGGAAGAGAAAGGUUUCUGUCUCGUCGUGGACGGUUUGGUCCAGAUUUUUGUCAAGUCAAAUCGUGCGCCGGAACACGAUUCCUUCAAUGAGUCUGCGAUCGUUGAUGACGACCAGAAUGAUGAGCGCUCUGGGGCGAAUGGCAGCUAUCAACUUCUCACCGAGGUCAAGAAUGGCGCUCCCAUGUCUUCAUUGUUCUCAAUACUGGCCUUAUUCACAGAUAACGUCAAGCUCCGUUACGACGAGCAGGAGAAUCACAUGGCAACGAGUGCAUCCGCUGGAAACCUCAGGAACCACAUGCGUUCUGUACCACCGGAUGGUGGGACACCGGAGUUAGGCGGCUACGGUGGGUGGAAUGGACCCUCUUCGCGCCCCGAAUCCAGGCACAAUCCAGAUUCGGUGGCGAACGGAGGCAUGGCGUUCAGAGACCCGCCUCCAUUUCAUCUUGACGAGAGCAACGAAACGGGUCAGCAGCGACAAUCAAGUCGACGACCAAGUACAUCUCGAGUUGGCAGCGGCCGGGGUAAGCCAACGACCAAGGCAGGUUCGGCUCAUCCUGACAUCGUUGCGAGAGCUACUGUCGAUACAACAAUCGCCAUCAUUCCAGCGAGUGCAUUCCACCGCAUUACAAGGAUCUAUCCCAAGGCGACUGCUCACAUUGUGCAAGUCAUCCUCACGCGGUUGCAGCGUGUCACUCUUGCGACUGCAAAUUCAUAUCUCGGACUCACGAGCGAGGUUCUUCGCACGGAACGCUUGAUGGACCGCUACACGAACUAUGAUCUGCCUGAUUUCCUUCGAGGCGAAGCAUUGCAACGGCUGAAGGACAAGUUUCGCAAGGAUCAAGAGCGUGUCGGGCCCGAGGAGGGCAUGAAAGGCAUUGCACUGCACAACCCUCGUCUCGCUCAUCGGAGACGGACUAGUAGCAGCCUUCGCCGUGAUGUCGCAACGCAAGCGCGCAUGUCGGUGCGGAAUGGCAGUCUCCAUGCUGGCGAAAUGGAUGGUGAACGCAGCGGAAUGAGUGCCGGCGAUUUGCUCACCAACAUACACGCAGCACGGUCUCCCGGACGCAGAGGCCAGACCGGUAGCUUUUCUCAGCCGUACUCGGCUCCUCGACCGGCUCCCGGGGACGCCAACGAUCCUAUGAAACACCAGAAGCGCGACUCAUUCAGCAGCGGCCAUAACCCUCGAGCCGCUCUCCAUCGACAAGAAUCCAUAGACGAGGACCUUAUCUUCCGAGAGUCAAUCAUGGAAUGCAUGGCUAAAGCAAUUGGUCUGACCAACUCCAAGGAAAUCUUCCGCAGGGCAGCAUCUGCUGCCCAAUCACCACAUCUAGUCUCGUAUGACUCCAGAAAACAGAGCGCCGUCUUCAACAAUGCCUUUGGGUUUAUGGAGCCAUUUGAUGGCUCACAGGACGAUUCAGAGUCCAUGAUAUCCGCAUCGGCGUUCAGUGUGGGUGGCUCCGCAAAUAUUCUCGACGAUUUGAAGAAUGAGAUCGAGAUUGUAUUCUUCCCGAAGGAGUCGGUACUUGUUGAAGAGGGCGAGCGAAAUCCUGGAUUGUACUAUGUGAUCGAUGGCUUCCUUGAUGUCAGUGCAUCUGUCGACGCACAAGAAGCCAGCUCAAACGUACUCGGCACAAUGGCAACUUCUUCUGCGGCAGAAGACCUGCUCGGGACUGGUCAUCGACGCGCUGUGUCCAGUGCCAAAAGAUCUACUUCUGUAAGUGGUUCGGAGGCCUCUCGAAAGAAGAAGGCGGGCCAAGCAAAGAAGAGCUUGUUCUUGAUCAAGCCAGGCGGGCUCGCGGGAUAUCUUGGAACAAUCUCGUCUCACCGCUCAUUCAUCGAUGUCACUGCGAAGACCGAUGUCUAUGUUGGAUUUCUGCCUCGGAUUGCCAUUGAGAAGAUUGUCGAACGACAUCCUAUCGUACUAUUGACUAUGGCCAAGCGGAUGACAAGCCUGCUACCCAGGCUCAUUCUACACAUCGACUUCGCUCUGGAGUGGGUGCAAGUCAAUGCUGGGCAGUCAAUAUACCAUCAGAAAGAAGACAGCGAUGCUAUCUACAUCGUCCUGAACGGUCGACUGAGAGCCAUUCAAGAGAGCGACGACGGCAAGAUGAAGGUGACUGGGGAAUACGGCCAAGGCGACAGCGUGGGUGAGCUGGAAGUGUUGACCGAGACUGCUCGUUCGAGCACCUUGCAUGCGAUUCGUGAUACAGAGCUUGUGAAGUUCCCCAAGACACUCUUUAACAGCCUUGCGCAGGAGCACCCUGGCAUCACCAUCAAAGUGUCAAAGAUCAUUGCAUCUCGCAUGAGAGCACUCAUCGAGAAUCCGAUGAACGAAUCCGACAGCUACAACAAGCUCGCAGUCGAGCGUCCGAAGGUGUCCACGACGUCAAACCUUCGGACCGUCGCGAUUAUACCUUGCACAGCCGGUGUGCCUGUUGUUGAGUUUGGCAACAAACUUCACAAUGCCCUCAAUCAGAUUGGUACACCAAAUGGCGUAUCUGUGCUGAGCCAAUCGACGAUCUUGAAUCAUCUCGGCCGACAUGCAUUUAGCAAGAUGGGAAAGCUCAAGCUCUCUCAAUAUCUGGCUGAUCUUGAAGAGAAGUACGGGCUUGUCAUCUACGUCGCAGAUGCCAGCGUCAAGUCGCCUUGGACGCAGACUUGUAUCAGCCAAGCUGAUUGCAUCUACCUCGUGGGUCUCGCAGAAGGGUCUCCCGCGAUCGGGGAAUACGAGCGAUUUCUACUGACCACCAAGACCACCGCCCGGAAGGAACUGAUCCUGCUACAUACCGAGCGAUAUUGUCCCUCGGGAACCACUCGCUCAUGGAUGCGGAACAGAACUUGGAUCAACGGUGGUCAUCAUCAUGUGCAAAUGGCGUUCAGAAGUUCGCCGGAACCGGUCCACCCACCUCAGUUCAAGCGAUUCGGCACCGCCAUCAAGCAGCGAGUGCAAGUUCUGCAAGCCGAGAUUCACAAAUACACCUCGCGCAAAGUCAGACAGACUCCGCUAUACUCCGCCGAGACGCCCUUCAAAGGCGACUUCCAUCGUCUUGCGAGGAGGCUGUGCAACAAGAGUGUUGGUUUAGUGCUUGGUGGCGGAGGAGCUCGUGGCCUUGCGCAUGUGGGAAUCAUUCGCGCACUGGAAGAAGCUGGACUGCCCAUUGACAUCAUUGGUGGCACAUCGAUCGGCUCCUUUGUCGGUGCCGUCUACGCACAAGAUGCCGAUGUUGUACCAAUGUAUGGUCGGGUCAAGAAGUUUGCCGGCCGCAUGGGCAGCGUAUGGCGAUUUGCCUUGGACGUGACGUACCCCUCCGCGUCCUACACCACUGGUCACGAAUUCAAUCGCGGCAUCUUCAAGACAUUUGGCGACAGCCAGAUCGAAGACUUCUGGCUGGAGUUUUACUGCAACUCGACCAACAUCACAAAAUCCCGAUCCGAGACGCACACAAGCGGAUAUGUCUGGCGAUACGUGCGUGCAUCGAUGUCGCUGGCUGGUCUUAUCCCUCCGAUGUGUGACGAAGGCAACAUGCUACUCGAUGGAGGCUACACAGACAAUCUCACCGUUGCCCACAUGAAAGCCCUGGGCGCAGACCACAUCUUCGCCGUCGACGUCGGAGCUCUAGACGACGAUACGCCCCAAGCCUACGGCGACAGUCUCUCCGGUUUCUGGGCCUCCCUCAACCGCUGGAAUCCCUUCUCCUCCUACCCGAACCCACCCACCCUUUCCGAGAUCCAGGCUCGCCUAGCAUACGUGAGUUCAGUAGACAACCUCGAACGCGCGAAGAAAAUUCCCGGGUGCAAAUACAUGCGACCUCCGAUUGAGGCGUAUGGAACCCUGGACUUCGGCAAAUUUGACGAGAUUUAUCAGGUCGGAUAUCAGUACGGCAAGAAGUAUUUGGCGGAAUUGAGGGAGGAGGGCGUGCUUCCGGGUGUGGAGGAGACGGAAGAGAAGCGGAAUUUGAGGAGGACGAUGGCGCCGAGACGGGCUAGUAUUUGA